Molecule: messenger RNA, 774 nt
Organism: Phlebotomus papatasi
Lineage: Eukaryota; Metazoa; Arthropoda; Insecta; Diptera; Psychodidae
Gene: Glo1
Product: lactoylglutathione lyase
Exons: 3
Coding region: 143-682 (179 amino acids)
Molecular function (GO): lactoylglutathione lyase activity; metal ion binding
Source: RefSeq, a predicted model, not a curated record
CAACAGAUGGCGGAACAGUAGCCAGAUUGGUCAAGUGGCAGAUAUUAUCAGUGCCCCCUCGAGAAAGCAGCAAAUUCACUUGAUUUCCUCCGCCAGAAAGGACUUACAGAGCUGCAGGAAGGUUUACUGAAAACCAUAAGCCAUGGGUGAGCCGUGUGGAUUAUCCAACUCGGAAGCUAAAGAGCUGUGUCAGGCACCUGAUCCGGCAACCAAGGACUUCCUCUUCCAACAAACCAUGUACAGGAUCAGGGACCCAAAGGUGACAUUGCCAUUUUAUACAGGAGUUCUUGGAAUGACACUCCUGACCAAGUUGGACUUUCCGGAGAUGAAAUUCACCCUCUAUUUCCUUGGGUAUGAAAACCCUUCAGAAGUGCCUACAAAUGCCAGUGAACGCAAUCGCUGGGCUCUCAGUCGAAAAGCCACGCUGGAGCUCACUCACAAUUGGGGCACGGAAACUGAUCCAGAUCAAAAGUACCACAACGGCAAUUCUGAUCCACGAGGAUAUGGGCAUAUUGGAGUUCUGGUGCCCGAUGUCUAUGAAGCUUGUGCCAGAUUUGAGCGCCUGGGCGUGGAGUUUGUCAAGAAGCCUGAUGAUGGGAAAAUGAAGGGAUUGGCAUUCAUCAAGGAUCCAGAUGGAUAUUGGAUUGAGAUCUUCAAUCCUCACAAGAUGCCUGCAAUAUAAACCCACUUUUCUGUAUUUCUUCAUUUUUCUUUUCUAUUCAGAGAACAAAUUGCAUGGAAUUUGUAUUUUCAAUAAAAAUAUUCUUGCUGGGA